Messenger RNA from Phalaenopsis equestris, 1603 nucleotides. RefSeq names its product probable protein kinase At2g41970. Gene Ontology annotation, biological process: protein phosphorylation. The transcript has 9 exons. The record is from RefSeq and is a predicted model, not a curated record. The coding region runs from base 337 to 1416 and encodes 359 amino acids. Gene Ontology annotation, molecular function: ATP binding; protein tyrosine kinase activity. Lineage: Eukaryota; Viridiplantae; Streptophyta; Magnoliopsida; Asparagales; Orchidaceae.
CUCCAUUUGAUCGCAAGAAAGCCGAUGCCUGGUUGGGAAUCCCGAAUCCAUUCGGCUCACCACCUCUUCCUCUUCUUCGCGAAAGCUCUUCUGCUCUUGCCUCUCGAAAUCACACCGCCAUGAUUCCAUCCUUCUUCUUCUCCACCCAGCACCAGUCUCCCGCGCUUCUUGCUCUCCACGGUGCAGCAUUUCAGUCUUCGACACAUUGAUUUUCUUACAGAAUCUCUCUUCCAGUGUGAUGAAUGCUGAAGUAUUAGAACAGUUCGCCUGAUCUAUUUCCAAAAAGGGGGAUUUUAACUUCAAUCUUUGGGUGACUCUGCUCCUUCAACCUUCACAAUGUGGUGCUGUGGAGGGGCAGAAGAGGAGAGCUUUGGUCCACCAGCUAACCAGUAUACAGCUCCGCCUAACCGUCCAACUCCUGGCCACGAUAGGGAACCAAGAGGCCCCAAUAAUCCCAGGAGGGGAGCUCCGCAAGAGGCCCUUCCUAUUGAUUUACCUGCAAUAUCUUUGGCAGAGCUGAAGAAAUUAACCGGCGACUUUGGACAGAAAGCUCUUCUUGGUGAAGGUUCUUAUGGAAAGGUCUUCUUGGCCACUUUAAGCGGAGAACGUGUUGCAAUAAAGAAGUUAGAUCCUAGCGCAUCUCAAGAGAGCGAUUCAGAAUUUGCUUCUCAGUUAGCAAUGGUUUCAAGAUUGAAGCAUGAAUACUUUGUCCAGUUGUUGGGAUACUGUCUGGAGGCCAAUAAUCGAAUACUUAUCUAUCAGUACGCAACAAAAGGAUCCUUGCAUGAUGUAUUACAUGGAAGGAAAGGGGUGCAAGAUGCGGAACCUGGUCCUGUAUUGAGCUGGACGCAGCGAGUGAAAAUUGCUUAUGGUGCAGCUAGAGGUCUUGAAUAUCUCCAUGAAAAAGUCCAGCCUUCUAUAGUCCACCGGGACGUCAGGUCCAGCAACGUGCUUCUCUUUGAUGGCUUUGAAUCGAAAUUGGCCGAUUUCAGUUUAACGAACCAGUCUCCUGAUUCUGCUGCUCGUUUGCAUUCGACUCGUGUUCUAGGGACUUUUGGCUACCAUGCUCCAGAGUAUGCAAUGACAGGGCAGCUGACGCAGAAGAGUGAUGUGUAUAGUUUUGGUGUUGUCCUCUUAGAGCUUUUGACAGGAAGAAAGCCAGUAGACCAUACUAUGCCAAAAGGGCAGCAGAGUCUUGUAACCUGGGCAACUCCGCGGCUGAGUGAAGACAAAGUUAAACAGUGUGUAGAUCUUAAGCUGAACAAUGAUUAUCCACCAAAGGCUGUUGCCAAGUUGGCAGCAGUUGCAGCGCUGUGCGUUCAAUAUGAAGCUGAUUUCAGACCCAAUAUGACAAUAGUUGUUAAAGCUCUUCAACCUCUUCUCAACACAAGAGCUGGUCUAGAAAGCAAUGCUUGAUCCCAAGGACAUUUUUUUUUUAAUUUCUAUUAAUUGUUUUGAAUUGAUCAGGAUUGAAUCCUCUUCCUGUUACUGAUAUCAUUUCUUUGUUAAAACCCAUUGUUUGCAUUUUUUUGGUUAAAUUAUUGUAUAAUAUAGAAUUGAUGAAUUGUUAAGACCCAAUAUGUCAUAAGUUUAUUUUGUCAUU